Messenger RNA from Capsella rubella, 2366 nucleotides. Its product is annotated as pre-rRNA-processing protein ESF1. Gene Ontology annotation, molecular function: RNA binding. The transcript has 7 exons. Lineage: Eukaryota; Viridiplantae; Streptophyta; Magnoliopsida; Brassicales; Brassicaceae. Gene Ontology annotation, cellular component: nucleus. The record is from RefSeq and is a predicted model, not a curated record. Bases 86 to 2251 code for a protein of 721 amino acids. Gene Ontology annotation, biological process: rRNA processing.
CUUCUUCUACGUCUGCUACCUCGUUGAACAGCCACUGCCCUAAAACCCUAAAAGCUCCGCUGUUCCUUUGAAUCAAUAUCCAACGAUGGGUUCGAAGAACAAAAAGCAAAGGAAGGGAGAGAGCAACGAAGCUAAAGGAUCCGGUGGUGGAGUCGCUGAGGAAGGCAAACAUAUGAUUAACGACCCAAGGUUUUCGUCGGCGCACACUGACCCUAGAUUCCGUAGGAUGCCGAGGCGUGAGCUUAAAGUCGCCAUUGACUCUCGAUUCAAGCCUGUCCUCUCUGAUAAGCGAUUUGCCUUGGGUUCUGCUCCUGUCGAUAAGCGUGGCAAGCGGAGACGAGGCGGCACUGGAGACAAUUUGCUUCGGGAUUUUUAUCGAAUUGAUGACGAAGAUGAUAAAAAGAAGAAGAAGAAGAAGGAUACUGGUGAGGAUGAAUCUGGGGAUGAGAGUGAGAAAGAGUUGGUUGAUCUGAAAUCUGAGGCAGAGUCAGAGGAAGAGAGUGAGCCUGAGAAAAAGCUUGCGUCUUUGGAUGAUGAAUCUAAUGAGGAAGCAGAGUCUGAUGAGGAAGCUGAGUCUGAAGAGGUAUCCGAGGAGGAGGAAGAAGAGGAAGAUACCGAUGAGGACGAUGAAGCUAUCUACGAAGACGAUGAACCAGAAAUUCCGGAAGAGAACAUUCCGACUAUCCCUCAAGAAACUCACAGACUCGCUCUCGUUAACAUGGAUUGGAAAUAUGUCUCUGCCAAAGACUUGUACGUCGUUUUGAAUUCGUUUCUGCCUAAAGAUGGGCGCAUUUUGUCUGUGGCCGUCUAUCCAUCUGAGUUUGGACUUCAGCGAAUGAAAGAGGAGGAAAUUCACGGCCCGGUAAUUGAUGGCGACAAAAAGAAUGGAGAUGGUGAUGAUGAUGAAGAAGAUGAAGAGGAGGAAGAUGAGGAUGUCAACAAUCAGAAGCUACGUGCUUACGAGAUAAGUAGAUUAAAGUAUUAUUUUGCUGUUGCCGAGUGUGAUUCAAGUGCUACUGCAGAUUACUUGUACAAAUCAUGUGAUGGAAUUGAGUUUGAAAGAUCCUCAAACAAGCUCGACCUAAGAUUUAUCCCUGAUUCCAUGGAAUUCAAACAUCCACCUCGUGAUAUCGCAUCCGAGGCACCUGCUGGUUAUGAAGGUUUAGAUUUUCAGAGCCGAGCCCUGCAGUUGAGCAAAGUUAGUCUUACGUGGGAUGAAGAUGAGCCCCACCGCAUUAAGACCUUAAAUCAGAAAUUCAAUCCUGAACAGUUGGCAGAUCUUGAGAUGAAGGAAUUUUUAGCUUCUGAUGAGAGUGAGUCUGAUGACGAAGACGACAACAAUGAAGGUAUUAACAGGAAUAAAGUGGAGAAGAGGAAAGAUAAGUACCGAGCUUUAAUUGAAUCUGAAAAUGUGGAUUCUGAUAAAGACGUGGAAGAGGAGAAUGACCAGGAUAUGGAGGUAACAUUUAAUACCGGGUUAGAAGAUCUUAGUAAAGAGAUUCUCAAAAAGAAAGACAAGAAGUCAGAAUCGGUCUGGGAGUCAUAUCUAAGGCAGAGACGCGAGAAGAAGAGGGCCAGGAAGAAUAAUAAACAGAAUGAUGAUUCUUCUUCCCCGGAUGAUGAUGAUGAUGAUUACAUUGAUCGAAAGGCAGUGAAAGGUGAUGGUGAUGACGAUUUCUUUAUGGCGGAACCUCCUCUUAAGAAGAAGAAAGAAGGAAAGACGAAGAAGAAGGGUUUAGAGGAGGAAGUAGCAGCGGACGAAAGAGCCAGAGCGGAGCUAGAGUUGUUACUAGCUGAUGAGAAUGCAGGAGACGGUAAUGGUCUGAAAGGGUAUAAUAUUAAACGGAAAGGUAAAAAAGGAAAAACUGAUAUAUCAGAAGAGAAGAUACCUGCGGGUGUUCUUGAUCCGCGGUUCUCAGCUGCAUACUCUCCUGCCUAUGCCAUCGACCCUACGGAUCCACAGUUUAAAAGGAGUGCUACGUACAUAAGGCAACUAGCAAUGAAGCAAAAGGAAGUUUCAAAAAGCCACGAGGAAGCGGAAGAGACAGCGCCAAAGGAGAAACAAGAGUUGAAUUCAGAUGGUAACUUGGGGUCUAAGAAAGAGAGACACGAGCUCUCUUCUACUGUCAAAUCUUUGAAGAUGAAGAUGAUUAACAAGGAUUCGGAGAAGAAACAAGCGGGUAACGCAGUGACUUCCUCGACUCUGGCUCAGCGAAUUAAGAAGAAAGCCAAAGAUUUAUCAAAGAAAUAAUGUCUUUGUUGUUUCCAUCCAAAUCAAUUUUGUUUUGUUUUAUACACAAUGAUAAUUUACAACAUUUUUUUCUAGAGAACAAUUACAAUCUUGAUUAUAACCUCAAAUCAGUUAA